UUCUCCAUUUACCUCUUUGCCAACCUAAACGCUCUCUGUCUCUCUCUUUCUUUGCCUGAAAGAUGUAUUUGAAAGUAAUGAGAAUCCGUUAGCCCAAAAAAAAAAAAAAAAAAAAAAACUUUCUUUCCAAGAAGGAUCUAAUCUUUGAGAAAGAAAGACCAAAGAGGAACAGAGAUCUGUAAUGGGUUGCUUUCUUGCGUGUUUUGGUUCCUCCAAAGAUCAUGCCCGCAGAAAACAGAGGAGCAAGGUUCAACCUCAUCGAAUCCAAAGAAGUUCAAGUUACAAGCCUGUGCAUUUGGCUGUCUCUUCGGUACAGGGAGAGUCCCAAAACCCUAUUAGCUCGGUUUUAGAAGUCCGAGACAAACCUGAGGAGCAAUUGAGCUUCAGUACCAGGAAGAAAGUAACUUUUGAUUCAAAUGUCAGAACCUAUGAGCACGUUUCAACCCAUGAAUCAUCCUCAGAUAUUUUACCAGAGACCCAAGAGGAGAGUGUGAAGAAGGAGAAGGAGAAGGAGAAGGUGAAUGAGAAGAAGGAAGAAGUUUUAGAAAAAUUAAGCUUGUCUAAGUCUUCCUCUGAAGAUAGUUCAAUCACUACGAGCUUGGGAUCGUACCCUCCAAACCAUAGGUACCAGAAUUGCAGGGAUAGUGAUGAUGAGAAUGAUGAACCUCAGUUUGGGGAUAGUGAUCUUGAUGAUGAGGAUGAGGAUGAGGAUGAUGAUGAGGAUGAAGAUUUUGAUGGAGAGAUAGACUAUGAAGAUGAAAUUGUUGAAUCAAACAGGAAAACUUUUGUUGACGAGGUUAAUAGUCCUAUAACUGUUUGUGAUUUGCCAGAGAGAGAAGUAAAACCAAUUGGGUUUAAUCGGAGUGUUCGUGAUAGGAGUAAAUAUGUUCACUCUGUGCUAAACCCAGUUGAGAAUCUUAGUCAAUGGAAAGCUGUUAAAGGUAGAGGGACUCAACCAGUGAAGGUACCUCAGAAAGAGAAUUUGACUUCGGAUCCAGAACCAAGGCUUUCGUUUAGUUCCGAGCCGAGUUUCAAGGAGUCAUCAUUCAGUUUCAAAUCCAAGAUUGAUCAAGCUAAGAAACCAAAACAAGAAAUAGCAGUUGAUGCUAGCCUUUCAAACUGGUUGGGUUCUGAUGAAACUAAACAUGUUAACGAGACAAGCACAUUCGCGGUAGAGACCGCUACACCCGAAAGAAGCAUAUCUCAAGGAUCAAACUCAUUCAUGAGCCAAGAAGAUAGGCCAAUUUUAGGAGCAUUGACUGUUGAAGAGCUGAGACAGUUUUCAGCUACAUCUUCACCAAAAAAGUCACCGAGCCGAAGCCCUGAUGAGAUGCCCUUAAUAGGGACUGUUGGGACCUACUGGAAUCACACAGACCCAGUAAAGGAUACUGGCUCAGCCUCUUCUUAUAAAGGAAUACCAAACACCACCAGCAAGUACAGAGAGGAUAAGAAAGUGAACUGGCACUCUACCCCAUUUGAGACAAGGUUGGAAAGAGCUUUGAAUACUAGAGGGGUUGCUGAUGCGUAGUCUAGAUAUAAUUCCUAAUGUGCAUUAACUUUGAACUUGUUCUGGCCUAUAUAUGUUUUGGUGUUUGGCAUG
This is a messenger RNA of Ziziphus jujuba (common jujube), 1600 nucleotides long. RefSeq names its product protein JASON. The transcript is spliced from 4 exons. The record is from RefSeq and is a predicted model, not a curated record. The coding region runs from base 182 to 1528 and encodes 448 amino acids. NCBI's taxonomy places the organism in Eukaryota, Viridiplantae, Streptophyta, Magnoliopsida, Rosales, Rhamnaceae. Gene Ontology annotation, biological process: male meiosis II.